This is a messenger RNA of Cajanus cajan (pigeon pea), 1968 nucleotides long. Its product is annotated as ketol-acid reductoisomerase, chloroplastic. Gene Ontology annotation, cellular component: mitochondrion; chloroplast. Lineage: Eukaryota; Viridiplantae; Streptophyta; Magnoliopsida; Fabales; Fabaceae. Gene Ontology annotation, biological process: L-valine biosynthetic process. The record is from RefSeq and is a predicted model, not a curated record. Gene Ontology annotation, molecular function: ketol-acid reductoisomerase activity.
UCGCUGCAAUGAUUUGUUCCAUUCGCUGCUACUGUUACUCUUCUUAUCGGCUAUAAAAUGUCUGCGAGUGCUGCGUCUUCGGCACUCUGCGCUCCUUCCAGAACCUUCCGCGCGAAGCCCGUCGCGAGAGCCUCCAUCGCCGUUCGCAAUCUCGCGUUCUCCAAGAAGCUCCGCUUCGGCCUCAAUCCCGUCGCCAUGGCCGCUCGCAUGGUGGCCGCGCCCGCCGUCACUCCGCCGCCGCCGUCGCUCGACUUCGAGACCUCCGUCUUCAAGAAGGAGAAGAUUCACCUCGCGGGACACGACGAGUACAUUGUGAAAGGAGGCAGGGAUUUGUUCCCUCUGUUGCCGGGUGCUUUCAAAGGGAUUAAGCAGAUUGGUGUCAUCGGAUGGGGCUCGCAGGGACCUGCUCAGGCGCAGAAUUUGCGGGACUCGCUUGCGGAAGCGAAGUCUGAUAUUGUGGUUAAGGUUGGGCUCAGGAAAGGUUCUCGUUCCUUUAAUGAGGCUCGUGCAGCUGGUUUUAGUGAGGAGAAUGGAACUCUGGGUGAUAUAUGGGAAACUAUCUCAGGCAGUGAUCUUGUGCUGCUGUUGAUUUCUGAUUCUGCGCAGGCAGACAAUUAUGAAAAAAUAUUUUCCCACAUGAAGCCAAAUAGCAUAUUGGGGCUGUCCCAUGGUUUUCUUCUUGGGCAUUUACAGUCAAUGGGACUUGAUUUUCCCAAGGAAUUCAGUGUAAUUGCUGUAUGCCCGAAAGGUAUGGGUCCUUCUGUAAGGAGGCUGUAUGUCCAAGGCAAAGAGAUAAAUGGUGCUGGAAUUAAUUCAAGUUUUGCAGUCCACCAGGAUAUUGAUGGCAGAGCUACUGAUAUUGCUUUGGCAUGGUCUGUUGCCCUUGGUUCCCCUUUUACAUUUGCCACUACAUUAGAGAUGGAAUACAGGAGCGACAUCUUUGGGGAGAGAGGCAUUUUACUUGGCGCUGUUCAUGGUACUGUGGAAUCCUUGUUUAGGAGGUACACUGAACAUGGAAUGAGUGAAGAUUUGGCUUAUAACAACACAGUGGAAUCCAUUACAGGAACUAUAUCCAAAAUUAUCUCGACUAAGGGCAUGUUGGCUGUAUACAAUGCUUUAUCUGAAGAUGAAAAAAAGGAGUUUGAGAAAGCAUAUAGUGCUUCAUAUUAUCCCUGCAUGGACAUUUUGUAUGAGUGCUACGAGGAUAUUGCUGCUGGAAGUGAGAUUCGCAGUGUGGUCUUGGCUGGGCGUCGCUUUUAUGAAAAAGAGGGUCUUCCUGCAUUUCCCAUGGGUAAAAUUGAUCAGACCAGGAUGUGGAGGGUUGGUGAGCGUGUCCGAUCUACAAGGCCAGCAGGCGAUCUAGGCCCAUUAUAUCCAUUUACUGCUGGUGUUUACGUGGCAUUGAUGAUGGCCCAGAUUGAAAUCCUGAGGAAGAAAGGGCAUUCUUACUCAGAAAUCAUUAAUGAGAGUGUCAUUGAGUCUGUUGAUUCUUUGAAUCCUUUCAUGCAUGCUCGUGGUGUUUCUUUCAUGGUUGAUAACUGUUCCACCACGGCAAGGUUGGGUUCAAGGAAAUGGGCUCCCCGAUUUGAUUACAUCCUAACCCAGCAGGCCUUGGUGGCUGUGGACAACGGAGCACCUAUCAACCAGGACCUAAUCAGCAACUUCCUGUCAGACCCAGUGCAUGGUGCCAUUGAAGUUUGUGCGGAACUGAGACCUACAGUAGACAUUUCUGUGCCACCAGAUGCAGACUUUGUCCGUCCUGAGUUGCGUCAGUCUAGCAAUUAGAACUUGAACCAAUCACUCCUUGUCGUGAGCCAUCACCCUUUCGGAAUGCUUAGAAUAGCAGUUGUCUUGUUUGAAUUUUGUUCCUAUGGUUGAGUAUGGAAGUAUGUAAUUUCGCUGUGUAGUACUGAGAUUUUAAUAAGAGGAGUGUUGCUUAAUGCCGAAUUAGAAACGAGUUAUUAAAGA